AUGGAUUCUCAAUCAACCCAGCAGGACGGCGCUGGCCAAGCUACCCUGAACGCAUUGGGCUCUGUUGUUUCCCAGUUAUCUCAGUACGGCCAGAAUGCCUCCAACAACAUCCAAAAGAGCUUUGGUGACAUGACAACACACGGCUGGCUUCGCCUCGUCAUGAUUGUCUGCACAUACCUGCUGAUACGGCCACAUGUCAUCAAAUACUCCACCAAGCACGCCGUCAAGCAGCUGGAAAAACAGGAUGAAAAGGACAAGGCGGAGGCCAAAGAGGCAGUGGCCAAAAUGUCGCCCAACGAUCUGCGUGGCCUGAACGCUGGAGCAGAGCUUGACGUGGACGCUGAUGAGGGUGCCGACGGAACCAGCGCCGACUGGGGCUCUAAGGCACGAGUCAGGCAGAGGAAGAUGCUGCGGAAGAUGCUGGAAGCUGAGGAGAGGCGACGAUAUGAGGAAGAGUCUGACGAGGAUAUUCGGGAUCUCCUGGAAUG
Trichoderma virens Gv29-8 is the source of this 488-nucleotide messenger RNA. RefSeq lists its product as uncharacterized. The transcript has 2 exons. The record is from RefSeq and is a predicted model, not a curated record. The annotation marks the transcript as partial. Gene Ontology annotation, biological process: protein transport. Lineage: Eukaryota; Fungi; Ascomycota; Sordariomycetes; Hypocreales; Hypocreaceae.